Molecule: messenger RNA, 441 nt
Organism: Caenorhabditis briggsae
Lineage: Eukaryota; Metazoa; Nematoda; Chromadorea; Rhabditida; Rhabditidae
Exons: 4
Coding region: 1-441 (146 amino acids)
Biological process (GO): response to oxidative stress; mitochondrial respiratory chain complex I assembly
Cellular component (GO): membrane
Source: RefSeq, a predicted model, not a curated record
AUGUCCCUGAAAGCGUGGCUGGGUGUGGACAAAAUCCAGAAGUUCGGAAAAAUCGUCAAGGAGAUUGGCGGUGUGAAGGCGGUGCUCAGAAAGCGUUAUUUAAUGGACGUCACCCGAGUGGGAACCCUGGUCGGUUCGGACAAGUUCGGCAAUCGAUACUACGAGAACAACGAGUACUUCGUGCCACGCAAUCGUUGGGUCGAGUUCCCCGACAAGGUUUGGCUGGAUUACGAUGCGACUCAGGUGCCGCCAGAGUGGCACUCGUGGCUCCACCACAUCACCGACGACGCCCCAUCGGUCAAACCGCCACCAACUCAAUCGUUCGUCUUGGAUCAUAAGGAGAACACCACUCUGGAUGCCGACAAGAAGUACGUUCCCUACUCGACGACACGUACCAAAGUUCAAGGAUGGACCCCGGGACAGAAGCCACAAUUCGACUAG